Messenger RNA from Prunus avium (sweet cherry), 2275 nucleotides. RefSeq names its product C2 domain-containing protein / GRAM domain-containing protein. The record is from RefSeq and is a predicted model, not a curated record. Lineage: Eukaryota; Viridiplantae; Streptophyta; Magnoliopsida; Rosales; Rosaceae.
UUAAAUUACACACAUAGAACGCCCAACGGUCCAACUUUGACUCUCUCGCUCUAGAAAAAUUCUCUCUGGAAUGCUGGUCAUCUACAAAUUCAACUCCUCGCGCAUGGGUUUCCCAAACCCUGAAAACCCUAAACACCUGUUAUUUGAAACCCUAGGAAGACCGUUUAAUUUCUGAUUCAAUUGCACUCGAAUUUCCAAAGCCCCAACGCCAUCAUGGAAACGGUAUCGUUGGAUUUCCUGGUCCCGUCCUUAUGGGAGAUCGAGGUCACAGUGGUUGCCUCCGUCUUCGUGAUCUUCGCUUACUGGUUCUUCACGUACAGGGGCGGCGGAGCUGAAUAUGCUGAUCGCCCAGUUGUGGACAAUUCUGGUGCUUUCGGAGAUGCCAUUGAUGAAAAAGACAAGAUCCAGUUGAAAGGAGAUCUUCAAAACAGUUCUGCAUAUUUAAUCAAGCUGGAACUGUUGGCUGCUAAGAAUCUCAUCGGUGCAAACUUAAAUGGCACGUCGGAUCCCUAUGCUAUGAUCACUUGUGGAACAGAAAAGCGAUUCAGUUCAAUGGUCCCUGGUUCAAGAAAUCCUAUGUGGGGAGAGGAGUUUAAUUUUUCUGUUGAUGAGCUUCCUGUCAAGAUUAAUGUGACAAUAUAUGACUGGGAUAUAAUAUGGAAAAGCACUGUUCUUGGUUCAGUGACUGUUCCAGUUGAAAGUGAGGGUCAAACAGGUGCAGUAUGGUAUACAUUGGAUAGCCCAUCGGGGCAGGUGUGUCUCCAUAUAAAAACAAUAAAACUCCCUGUGAAUUCUUCAAGGGCUAUGAAUGGCUAUGCUGGAGCUAAUGCUCGAAGAUGGGUACCUUCAGAUAAACAAGGGCCCACAGUGGUUCAUCAAAAGCCAGGCCCUCUCCAAACUAUAUUUAAUCUACUUCCAGAUGAGGUUGUGGAACAUAGUUAUUCAUGUGCACUUGAGAGGUCAUUCUUGUAUCAUGGCCGUAUGUAUGUCUCUGCAUGGCACAUUUGCUUCCACUCUAAUGUGUUUUCUAAGCAAAUGAAGGUCAUCAUACCAUUUGGUGAUAUUGAUGAGAUUCGGAGGAGUCAGCAUGCAUUCAUUAAUCCUGCUAUAACAAUUAUACUUCGCAUGGGUGCUGGUGGGCAUGGUGUACCUCCUUUGGGGAGUCCUGACGGUAGAGUGAGAUAUAAAUUUGCAUCAUUUUGGAACAGGAAUCAUGCAUUUAGAGGUCUCCAUCGCACAGAAAAGAAUUACCAUGCAAUGUUAGAAGCUGAGAAGAAGGAAAAGGCAGCGUCAGCACUGCGUGCACAUAGCAGUUCUGUAAAAGGAAGUCAGGCUAAGAUUCCUGAAGAUAUCAUCCCCAAAACUGGAAAGCUUCCAGGUUUUAUCAAGGAAGAAGUGAUAACUAGUAUAUAUAAUGAUGUUUUCCCAUGCACAGCUGAGAAGUUCUUCAAUUUGUUGUUGAGUGAUGGUUCAAAUUAUUUACAUGAGUAUCGUUCAGCACGAAAAGACACUAAUCUUGUUAUUGGACAGUGGCAUCCCGCAGAUGAAUAUGAUGGUCAACUCAGAGAAAUAACAUUCAGGUGCAUUUGUAACAGUCCCAUGUGCCCUCCAGAUACAGCCAUGACAGAAUGGCAGCAUGCUGUUUUAUCACCAGACAAGAAAACACUGGUGUUUGAGACAGUGCAGCAGGCUCAUGAUGUUCCAUUCGGGUCUUACUUUGAGGUCCAUGUCAGGUGGAGGUUGGAUAGUAACGAUGAAAACUCAUGUACUAUAGACAUAAAAGUUGGUGUACAUUUUAAGAAAUGGUGUGUGAUGCAAUCCAAAAUAAGGGCAGGGGCUAUUAACGAGUACAAGAAAGAGAUCGAGCUGAUGUUGGAAGUUGCCCGUUCAAACAUCAUCAAGACGACGAGUAAUUUGAGCGGUGAGAAUGACGAAGCCACAUCACCCUCUGUAACUCAAGAUAGCAGCUAAUUUUUCCGAUAAGGGCAGAUUGUUUGGCUUAUCUGUGCAAUAUGAUUGUACCAUAUUUUCCUACUAUUUGUAUGUAUGUUGAGCGACAAUUAAUUGUAUACGGAGAGGUUUGUCUUCUAUGUUCCAGUAUAACUUCACCCUGUCUCCUUCCGAGAAAGCGAGUGGUGUGUGUUCUAGUUCAUUGUGAAAUAAGUCAGCUUAUUUUCUUUUGUUUUUUGUUUGUCUUGAGUAUACACAUUAGUGAAAGAUCCUCAGUUUUGUGUUCAUUUUGUCGUCUAUUUAUAUUGACAUGGCUACCCUAUAA